Messenger RNA from Chionomys nivalis (European snow vole), 718 nucleotides. Its product is annotated as immunoglobulin lambda-1 light chain-like. Lineage: Eukaryota; Metazoa; Chordata; Mammalia; Rodentia; Cricetidae. The record is from RefSeq and is a predicted model, not a curated record. The coding region runs from base 23 to 718 and encodes 231 amino acids. The transcript has 3 exons. Gene Ontology annotation, biological process: immune response; immunoglobulin production.
CUCAGACUCAUCACACACAGACAUGAUGAUCCCCAAUCCUCUCCUGGGGUUGCUGUUGCUUUGGCUUUCAGGUGCCAGAUGUGACAUCCAGAUGACCCAGCCUCAAGCCUCCCUUCCUGUGUCUCUGGGAGACAGUGUCACCAUCACAUGCCAGGCCAGUCAAAACAUUUACGGUUAUUUAGCAUGGUAUCAGCAGAAACCAGGGAAUCCUCCCAAGCUCCUGAUCUAUAGUGCAAACAGCUUGGCCGAUGGGGUCCCAACGAGGUUCAGUGGCAGUGGAUCUGGCACACAGUAUUCUCUCAAGAUCAGUGGCUUGAAGUCUGAAGAUGUUGCAACUUAUUACUGUCAACAGUAUAGCAGUUACCCACCCACAGUGAUUCAAGUCAUGACAAAAAUCACCCAAGAAAACAGAAGUGCCAGAUGUGACAUCCAAAUAAACCAGUCUCCAGUCUCCCUUUCUGCAUCUCUGGGUGACAGUGUCACCAUCACAUGCCAGGCCAGUCAAAACAGUUACAGUUAUUUAGCAUGGUAUCAGCAGAAACCAGGGAAUCCUCCCAAGCUCCUGAUCUAUGAUGCAAACAGCUUGGCCAAUGGGAUCCGAGUGAGGUUCAGCGGCAGUGGAUCUGGCACACAGUAUUUUCUCAAAAUCAGUGGCCUGCAGUCUGAAGACGUGCAAAUUAUUACUGUCAACAGCUUAGCAGUUUCCCUCAGUGAUUGA